This is a messenger RNA of Sclerotinia borealis F-4128, 822 nucleotides long. The record is from the annotation of a GenBank genome assembly. Lineage: Eukaryota; Fungi; Ascomycota; Leotiomycetes; Helotiales; Sclerotiniaceae.
AUGCCUCCAACUGCACAGCAGCGCUCUUUAAUUUAUCAGCUCAUGCAAAUUACUGGUGUUUCGGAAAGAAAUGCUACCAAAAUUCUCAAAUCGACAAGCUGGAAAGUAGAUGCGGCAUGUGAUAGUUUCUUUCAAGCAAAUGGCAAUGCCGCCCCCCCUCCUCAGUCAAGAGAAAAAGAGUCUUUAACGAGGCUUUUUGAAAGCUACCGCACUUUCAGUGACGAUGCCGAUAUGGUUGGCGUCGAUGGCACUAUGAAGUAUUUCGGUAACGAUUUGGGCAUCAAUCUCGAAGGUGUCGAAUUUCUGAUACCUUGCGAAAUUAUUCAAGUGCCAUCGAUAGGAGAGAUGUCUAAAGAGGGCUUUGUUGAGGGAUGGAAGAAACUUGGGCUUGAUACAGUACCAAAGCAAAAGACAUAUCUUGCGAAGGCCGUAACAUCAUUGUCGACUGAUGUAGAGCUGUUCAAGAGAGUGUAUAAACACACAUUUGUUUGUGCUCGUGAGAAGGGACAGAAAGCUCUUUCGUUAGAAGGUGCCAGUGUGUAUUGGGAAUUGUUGUUCAACUCGCCAGGAAAGCAAUGGAAGACUGCCUCGACGAAUUGGAUCAAGCUAUGGUUGGAAUUCCUCGGACAGCACUGGAAGAAGAGUGUGAACAAAGAUUUGUGGAACCAAACAUACCAAUUUCAUGUGAAGACAAUGGAGGAUGAAAGUCUGAGUUUCUGGAAUGAGGAUGGAGCAUGGCCAAGUGUCAUUGAUGAAUUUGUUGCCCGGAUGAAAGAGAUUAGGGGCGAUUCGGAAGUUGGAGAGACGAUGGAGACUGAUUGA